GACAGAUCACCUGAAAACAUAAGCACAGGUAGUCAUGUUAGCCUAUAUGCGCUUGAAGUCUUGACAAGAUUUGACUGCUUGAAGUUCGAACCAUAUAAAAACCUCAAUAUAAAGAAUUUUAAAGAUAAAAAACAUGAAGCCUACAAGAUCCAGCGUGUGGUGUACGGAAGCAGAGGCUGGUGCAGAGAAAGAUGGGAGAUGGAAAAGGGAAAAUUGGUUGGAUAGGCAGAAGGGAUGGAGUAAUGUUGACGAGCUAGAACUGAAAAUAAGGAUGGAGGUCGGCUUGACUGAAAAUACAGGUGGAAAGAAUGAAAGACAAACACAAAAUCAGGCUUUAGGACAUGCUACAAAAGGACAAAGUCAAAUGAAGCAUUCAAGAGUUUGGGUAUCUGGGAGUGGAAAGACAACUUCUAAAGAACAGAUGAACAAAGAAGCAAAGGGACAAUGGAGGAAUGAAGACUUACUAAAAGAACAUGUUAGUGUAAAAAGUCCAACUAAAGGACCACAGCUGGAUGUCAGUUCCCAUUUUUCCAGUGGGGCUGAUGCCGGAGUUGACAGUUCGGAACCAGGAUUUAGGCUCCAGUCUAGGGUUUCUUUGAAUGAAAAAGCACAUCCUGGCUCCAGAUUGGUGACCAGCUCUAGCACCAGCCCCAGUGGAAUGUCUGUAAGUGACUACCUUGUACUUCUAAAGUCACUCCGGAUUAACCUGCCCAAAGGUGUUUUAAAUCCUAAAGUCAUCAGGCUAUCACAGAAUGCAGGCAUCAUUCAGAAAGCCCAGGAUAUUGUAAAAGAGCUGGAAAACUUCAAGCUUCAGUUUAACAGCAUUCCACGUCUUGGCUGCAGGGAACUUAAGAACUCACUGUCACUGAAAGACAAUGGAAAAGUUCUUGAAAUCACAGUGAUGAUUUUCUUUGAAAAAAGAGAAGUUUCCGAGGCAAAUCUAAGAGCGCAGUGGAGAAAGAAUGUAUCAAACACAAGCUGUGGAUUCAGGUUCAGAGACAAAUACAAGACAAUGGCCAUCUCCACACCCGCUAUAUACGCUACAACACAGACAAGGAGCUGGAGACAGUUAGAAGUUGGAGACAAUCUUGCAAACAUUUCUGAGGGUGUGACAGUAAAUGUCCAUGACAUUGAGAACAGAGACUAUUGUGACGAGUCAGCUCUAUGGACGACCUCCUCUCCUCAAAGGUUCGGCAAAUAUUUCCAGAACCCAGAAGAUGAACGUGAAUGCCUCAAGUUCUACCAUGAGCUGCAAACAAACAGGACAGUGAGGUACACCAAAGGUAACAAAGUAGAGUUUGGAUUCAUCACUGGAAGACUAGACUUCUUAGCAGAAGUAAAAGGGGAAAAAAGAGAAAAAAUGGUGAUUGAGUGUAAAGGAACCACUGGAGAUAUGAUAAGCAAAGUCUUCACUAAACCAAAAAAUGGUGGUCGUUGUGCAGACCUUAAUGAAACACAUGAGUACUGCUAUCAAGUUCAGGCCUACAUGUACAUCUUAAACAGGGUAGCAAAAGGCUUCAACUCUGACAGGGCCGUCAUGGUGUUUAGACAGUACCACAAGAAUGGUAGAGAACCCAGAGAUUUCUACUGGAAUUACCUGAAAAUGAAUGAAGCAACACAGCAGAAAAUCAAUCAAUUGCGUGUUUUCUGUGAAGAAGAGGUUCUGUCCUGUUUCCUGGCUGUUCUACAUCUGGUAUUCCAGAAAGCCACAUAAGUGAAGAACUUCUAGAAGUUAAGUCUCAAUUACAAAAUUAAAUACGCUUGUAAGGACAGUGUGUUGGGUAGAAACGUGACAUGUUACAAAGCAUUAUGUUGCUAAAAUAGAUAUUAUAAGAAUCAGGAACUAUA
This is a messenger RNA of Rhinichthys klamathensis goyatoka, 1848 nucleotides long. RefSeq lists its product as uncharacterized. The record is from RefSeq and is a predicted model, not a curated record. Lineage: Eukaryota; Metazoa; Chordata; Actinopteri; Cypriniformes; Leuciscidae. The coding region runs from base 134 to 1714 and encodes 526 amino acids. The transcript is spliced from 2 exons.